This is a messenger RNA of Plasmodium fragile, 1902 nucleotides long. RefSeq lists its product as uncharacterized. The transcript has 3 exons. NCBI's taxonomy places the organism in Eukaryota, Apicomplexa, Aconoidasida, Haemosporida, Plasmodiidae. The annotation marks the transcript as partial. The record is from RefSeq and is a predicted model, not a curated record.
AUGGACAGGAUGGAGGCACUUAUGGACGCCUUGGGUUCAAACUGUGAUAAUGCAGGUUGGCAACAUUGGCUCACUCAUGCAAAGCAUGCGCACGUGGGUCACAAUGAAGGUGAUAGGAUUGCGUGCAGAUUAAUGACACUUGCUUCAUAUUUCCUGGAAGGAUGGAGUCACACUGCACGACUCGAUGAUGACGACAAUACGAAUAAUAUGAAGUUAAAAGGUUACAUGAGAUGUGCAGUAGUGCAUAUGUUCAGCGAAAUAUUAAACGAAUCCGAGUGUAGAAGUAAAUGGGGCACAUUUUAUGGCUGGUACUCGGUGCAGGGAAUGAUGACGGAGGGAGGAAUAACUAAGUCAGCCGGUAUGCCACAAUGCGAGAUGUACCGACUGCUGGAUAUAACGCGCGGCAAUUGGAGUAUGAGUCAGGAAAUUAAAGAACGGUUAAGGAACAAUGACGGACUACAAAGUAUGCUAGAAAGGCACCAAGAGAAGAGCACGUGUCACAACACAAUAAGGAAGGAGAAGAAGAAGAAGAGUACACCGCUGGAUGCGAACAGGCAGACUGACAAGGCAAGCGGGAACAUAGAGGUGCAGGAGACAUUGAAGAGAGAAUUGAAACGCGUUCUAAAGAAGGUUGAAAGGGAAAUAUCCGUGAAAGGAGCAAACGAUCCGGAUGAGAAGGAUUCCGAUGGAGAGGAAACCCUGAGUGAAGAUGACGAAGCGGAUGAGCCGAACAAGGAAAUUGCGGGCGGUAAGUACACGAAUAGCAACAAUACGAAUACGAAUACCCAAACACCCGGCGCUGGAGGACCGGCGGCCCGCAAGCCCGCGGUCACGAAACCACAAGCACCGGCAUCUCCAGUAUUACCAGCAAGACCACCACCUCCGCCACCAGGACCACCACCGUCACCUCCUACACCCACAAAAGAGGGAACGGACGCGCAUUCACCACCGUCAAAAGCAGAUUCAUCUGCGGAAGGAACCUCACAGGGCAAAGGUAAGACAUUAAGGGACUCCAAGAAAAAGCCUGAGGAGAACAAAGAGAAAUGCAGUGAGGAUGAGACUGACCAUGACAAGGUUUUUGAUUGUCUUCAGAAGCAGGAGGACCUUGCAAACGCAGGGACAGGAGUGAACCAACCGGACGGCUCCGAAAAAUACGACGGAAAGGGUCCUGUGGGUGUCCACGGAGCUUCCCGUUCCAUAGAAGUAUCGGCGGGGACCUCCUUUACUGCUCCCGUAGUACCCCCAGGUGAAGCAACAACAGUGGAUUCAACAACAGACGCCACUCAACCUGACAAGUCUAAUCAGGCCGGGUAUAAUCCUAAGGAUGUGAAUCCUGUGGCAAGUACUAAUGAGGAUGAAGCGAAAGAAAAACCAAAUCAGGAGAAUGAACAGAAGGAAGGAGCAAAGGCUGCGGACACUGCGGGCAAGGAUGUUUCCUCCGUGAAGCAACCCAACACCGAAAAGAGUAGCCCUUGCUCAGGUAUAUCGGACGAUGAAUAUGAUACAGGAAGAUGCGGUUUCACCUUAUUUGACAAAAGCAGUCCCCAAUGCCCUAAUGGGCCGGAUUCCACCUCGCCUGGUAACUCUGCGGGUGGUGUUGGCUCCACGCAGAUCCAGAAUCCUGGUUCUUCGGGACCAGGUUCCACGGCAGUAUCGGGUGAUGGAAGCAGUCACACAGGAACACGUGGAGGACAGCAAGGUGACUCGGCCUCCAGUUCAUCCAACUUUGGACUACCUAAUUUUGACUUAGCUAACAUGAUUCCCAAGGGACCCAAUGUUCCUGGGGGUGGAUUCGUACCCCUUAAGCGGGAACAUGUCACACUGAAUGAAGACAAUGAAAAAUUAAUGAAACAAGGACCUCCGAGUCAUGGCGGUCCUGAUGGACCCGACCUAACCGCCGAC